Daucus carota subsp. sativus is the source of this 4309-nucleotide messenger RNA. Its product is annotated as DExH-box ATP-dependent RNA helicase DExH3. The record is from RefSeq and is a predicted model, not a curated record. Bases 137 to 3679 code for a protein of 1180 amino acids. Gene Ontology annotation, cellular component: nucleus; intracellular anatomical structure. Gene Ontology annotation, molecular function: RNA binding; ATP binding; helicase activity. Lineage: Eukaryota; Viridiplantae; Streptophyta; Magnoliopsida; Apiales; Apiaceae. The transcript has 19 exons.
AUCAGUGCAGUCACAAAACCACAAAUACACUUCCCCAUCUUUAUAAUUCCUCUCUCGCUCUCCACCACCAAAACCCUCCAUAAACCCUAAAAAUCACAAUCAAUAAAAAACACUCACAUAAAUAUAUAAUAUCAAGAUGCCAUUAUCACCCAUUUUACUUAGACUCAACACAAACCCACUUGUAUCAAUGUCUCUUAUUCAAUCAAGAACCCAUUUUUCACUUAGAUUUCUUUUUAUCACCAAACCAUUUAAUCUUGCCCCCACCUUAUCAUUUGCACGACCUCUUGUUUCUUUCUCAAAAGUCUCUUCAACUCCGUUGAGACUCAAGCGUCGUGGGAAUCAUCUUUCUUCUAAUUAUUUGUAUAAGCAGAGCUUUGGGUAUGGCAGGUAUGCUUAUGAGGAGUAUGAUUCUGGACUUGAGUCUGAUCGUGAUUCUCAGUCUUCUAAGCAAUUGGGUGCUUCAACUCUUGAUAAUGUUGAAGAGUGGAAAUGGAAGUUAUCCAUGCUUAUACGCAAGAAAGAUGAACAAGAAGUGAUAUCAAGGGAGAAAAAGGAUAGACGAGAUUUUCAGCAAAUCUCAGCAUUAGCAGCCAGAAUGGGGUUAUGCAGCCAACAAUACUCUAAAGUCAUCGUCAUUAGUAAAGUUCCACUGCCAAAUUACAGAUCGGAUUUGGAUGAUAGACGACCACAGAGGGAGGUUAUCUUACCAUAUGGUCUAGAAGAAGAGUUGGUUGCUCAAUUGAAGAAGUACAUAGUCAAAAAGUCUACGAAUAAAGAGUUUGUUCUAGAUAAUGCUAUUUCAAGAUCAAGCACUGUGGGUAAUUUGGCUAGCAAUCAACAAAUUUAUGAGCAAGAAGAGCCAAUUAAAAGAACCAGUCCUGGUGCAGAGAGAAUUCUACAGCGGAGAAGCUUGGAAAUUCUUAACAAACAACAGAGUUGGCAGAACUCUCUAGAAGGCCAAAAGAUGCAAGAAUUUCGGAAGACUCUCCCAGCAUAUAAAGAGAGAGGUUCAUUGCUAAACCUUGUUGCACAAAACCAGGUAGUAGUUGUUUCUGGCGAAACUGGCUGUGGUAAAACCACACAACUGCCCCAAUAUAUUUUAGAGUCUGAGGUUGAAGCUAAUCGGGGUGCAGCUUGCAGUAUUAUUUGUACCCAACCUCGGCGAAUUUCCGCAAUGUCAGUUGCUGAAAGAGUUGCUGCUGAGAGAGGGGAGAAUCUGGGAGAGUCUGUUGGCUACAAAGUUCGGUUAGAGGGUAUGAAAGGGAGGGAUACUCGCCUUUUGUUUUGCACUACUGGCAUUUUAUUAAGGAGAUUGCUUGUUGACAGAAUGUUGAAAGGUGUAACUCAUGUUAUUGUUGAUGAAAUUCAUGAGCGCGGGAUGAAUGAAGAUUUCCUUCUCAUUGUCCUUAAGGAUCUUCUUCCCCGCCGGCCAGAACUAAGAUUGAUACUGAUGAGUGCAACACUAAAUGCAGAACUCUUCUCAUCAUACUUCGGUGGUGCUCCAAUGAUCCAUAUUCCUGGGUUUACUUACCCAGUUCGAAGUCAUUUUCUGGAGAACAUAUUGGAGAUGACUGGGUAUAGGCUAACAACUGAUAACCAAAUUGACAAUUAUGGCCAAGACAAGAUGUGGAAAAUGCAGAAACAAGCUCUUAGAAAGAGGAAAAGCCAAAUUGCCUCUGCUGUCGAGGAUACACUUGAAGCGUUUGAUCUAAGGGAGUAUAGUCUCCGCACUCGGGAUUCACUUUCCUGUUGGAAUCCUGAUUCAAUCGGCUUUAACCUCAUUGAGCAUGUACUUUGCCAUAUUUGUAGAAAAGAGAGGCCUGGUGCAGUUUUGGUCUUUAUGACUGGCUGGGAUGACAUAAACUCCUUGAAGGGUCAGCUCCAAGCUCAUCCACUCCUGGGUGAUCCAAGCAAAGUUUUGUUGCUCGGAUGUCAUGGUUCAAUGGACAGCACAGAGCAGAGAUUGAUAUUCAAUAAACCAGAGGAAGGAAUCAGGAAGAUAGUCUUAGCAACUAACAUGGCUGAGACAAGUAUUACCAUUAAUGACGUGGUUUUCGUGGUGGACUGUGGAAAGGCCAAGGAAACAUCGUAUGAUGCACUAAAUAACACACCUUGUUUGCUGCCUACCUGGAUUUCAAAGGCCUCUGCUCGUCAGAGAAGAGGAAGAGCUGGUCGUGUUCAAUCAGGAGAGUGUUUUCAUCUCUAUCCCAGAUGUGUACAUGAUUCUUUUGCUGAUUAUCAGCUACCUGAACUUCUGAGGACACCUUUACAAUCUCUUUGUUUGCAAAUUAAGAGUUUACAACUAGGAAGUAUUUCAGAGUUCUUGUCAAGGGCAUUGCAGGCUCCAGAACCGCUGUCGGUUCAAAAUGCGAUCGAGUAUUUGAAAACAAUUGGUGCUUUAGAUGAAUAUGAAAAUCUUACAGUACUAGGACAAAAGUUGUCAGUGCUUCCUGUGGAGCCUAAACUUGGCAAAAUGCUCAUCUUAGGGGCAAUUUUCAACUGCCUUAAUCCAAUAAUGACGGUUGUUGCUGGGCUGAGUGUCAGGGAUCCCUUCUUGAUGCCUUUUGACAGGAGGGAUCUUGCUGAGGCAUCAAAGGCCCAGUUCUCAUCUCGUGAUUUUAGUGAUCAUCUUGCUCUUAUCCGGGCAUAUGAAGGUUGGAAGAAUGCUGAGAAACGUCAAGCUGGUCACGAUUACUGUUGGAAGAACUUUCUUUCUCUACAAACUCUGAGAGCAAUAGAUUCUCUCCGGAAGCAGUUCUUUUACUUGCUCAAGGACACCGGUCUGGUUGAUGAUGUAGACAAAUGCAAUUCCUGGAGUCAUGAUGAGCAUCUCAUCCGAGCCAUAACUUGUGCAGGUCUAUACCCUGGGAUAUGCUCAGUUGUGAACAAAGACAAGUCAAUAUCAUUGAAAACAAUGGAGGAUGGUCCAGUACUUCUGCACUCAAAUUCUGUGAAUGCCCAGCAGCCUAAAAUUCCUUAUCCAUGGCUAGUUUUUAAUGAAAAGGUGAAAGUCAAUUCAGUUAUGCUACGGGAUUCAACUGCUGUAUGUGACUCAAUGGUUCUUCUGUUUGGUGGAAGCCUUUCCAGGGGGGGCCUAGAUGGACACUUGAAAAUGUUAGGAGGGUACUUGGAAUUUUUUAUGAAACCUGGUUUAGCUGAAACAUAUCUAAGAUUAAGGAAAGAGCUUGAGGAACUCAUUCAAAAUAAGCUACUCAAUCCUAAGUUGGAUAUUAAUGAUCAUAAUGAGCUCCUGUCAGCUGUAAGACUGGUGGUUUCAGAUGACCGAUGUGAUGGCAAAUUUGUCUAUGGACGCCAUUUGCCGUCUCCCUCCAAGAAGGAACUGAAAAAACAAUCGAAAGGAACAUUAACAGUGGGUGGUGGCGACAAUGCAAAAAAUAACCUCCAAACAGUACUUAGCAGGGCAGGGCACGAGCCACCUACUUACAAGACUAAGCAGUUAAAGAAUAACAAGUUUCGUUCCAUAGUGAUGUUCAAUGGAUUGGAUUUCGUUGGUCAGCCAUGCACCAGUAAAAAAUCUGCAGAAAAGGAUGCAGCCUCUGAGGCGCUUCAAUGGCUGAUUGGUGAGAACCAACCAUCUCAGAAAACCGUUGACCACAUGUCAACUAUAUUAAAGAAAAGCAAAAGAACACAAGAACUUCAUCCUGCUAGGUGGAGGUAGUCUUCUUAAGGUAGACUUGUCAUCUUUUGCCAAAGAAGAUGGCCAUUUUCAGAUUGAACUUUUGGCCGAUCAAGAAUAUGCAUUUUUGUUAUUGGAUUGUGGUCGGAGAGAAGUUUCAGUCAGGCACAGUUGUCUCUUCAACCCUUGGACUAAUGACAUAAUCCUAGGAAAGGAAUGAAGGCUGGAAUUGGGACAAAUAUAUACAAACAAUUGUUUCGAACCCAAUUAUUGAUUAUUGAACACCAACACUGUCUUUUGUUCUACUGGAGCAGAAGGUAUCUCUACCAAGUGGAACUUUAUAUCAUAUAUGAGAAGUAUUUGCAGAACGGAUUCGACAAGAUAGAAACAUGAAUUAGCUUGAAGCUGUGAUGGUAUGCAGGUAGCACUUAUUUGAAGCAGCCUGCUGCAAAUUGAAGUUGCACCCUUGUUAACUCAUUCUAGUUUCUGACAGAUAACAUAACGGCUAUAGGGUUCUCUUUAUUUUUGUGGCAAUUGUGACACCAUAUCAGAAGAUUCGGCAUGGACACUAGUCUUAAGGAUUAACAUAUAGUGUGAAAAUUGUACCAAUUGAUUCCAUGUACAAAAAUGAAAGUUGCUGAUCUGAAAUGUAAUAUAUGCUUAUUUGUUUUA